This is a messenger RNA of Miscanthus lutarioriparius, 1119 nucleotides long. The record is from the annotation of a GenBank genome assembly. Lineage: Eukaryota; Viridiplantae; Streptophyta; Magnoliopsida; Poales; Poaceae.
AUGGAAAGUGCAAAUUUUGAUCUAGAGCCCACAUCUGGUAACAGUUGUGUAGCUAGUCCUACCAUUGCUAAUUCGAAAAACCAAACUGAUGCUGAAGUUGCAAUGGGGUACACAAUGACUGAAAUCUGCGACAAAUUCAUUGAGUUCUUCAUGUAUACGAAACCAGAAACAAAGGACUGGAGAAAGUUAUUGGUGUUUAGAGAGGAGUGGCGAAGGUAUAGGGAGCACUUCUACAAGCGCUGUCAAGUGCGCAUAGAUAUGGAAACUGAUCCUUCAUUGAAACAAAAGUUGGUUGUACUUGCUAGAAAAGUUAAGAAGAUAGAUGACGAAAUAGAGAAGCACAUGGAACUCUUCACUGAGCUCAGAGAGAACCCUGCUGAUAUUAAUGCUAUUGUUGCAAGACGACGGAAGGAUUUCACUGGGGAGUUCUUCCGCCAUCUUAACUUCCUUGUGAAUGCUUAUAAUGGCCUUGAUGAGCGAGAUGGAAUAGUCAGGCUUGGGGCCAAAUGCCUAUCUGCAAUUCAUGCAUAUGAUUGCACACUGGAACAGUUGGAUAUCGAAUCUGCUCAGUUGAAGUUUGAUGAUAUACUGAAUUCCUCUUCACUAAAUGGUGCUUGUGACAAGAUCAAAAGCUUAGCCAAGGCUAAAGAACUUGAUUCAUCUCUAAUUCUUCUCAUUAACAGAGCUUGGGCUGCUGCAAAAGAAUCUACAACUAUGAAUGAUAAGGUCAAGGACAUAAUGUAUCAUAUUUAUACAACUACAAAAGAAAGCCUCAAGAACAUCUCACCUCCGGAGAUGAAGCUUCUGAAGUAUUUGCUGAAUAUUGAAGAGCCUGAAGAGAGAUUUGGUGCUCUUGCAACUGCUUUCUCUCCCGGAGAUGAGCGUGAAGCCAAGGACGAAGAUGCUCUUUACACAACUCCCAACGAACUCCACAAAUGGAUCAAAAUGCUGCUCGAUUCAUACCAUCUCAACAAGGAGGAGACGGAUUUUAUGGAUGCGAGAAAGAUGAGUGACCCAGUGAUCAUCCAGAGGUUAACUUUGCUGAAGGAGACGAUCGCAGAAGAAUACAUGAAGCAGUACAUACAUCCCGAGGAGGAAGAAUCCAUGGACGACAACUAG